GUAAGAGGGGAAGAAACAAAAUUCGUCUUUGAUUACGCCGCUCAUCUGUCGAAUAUUUCAAACGUGUUUGCUAACAAGACAAGAACCUCGAUCAACCCACCUUGGUGAAUCAUGGUCAUCAAUUGUCUCUUCCAAACAACCAAUUUGGAUUCCAUCCAAAACUGAAAAAAUGGCUACAGCAGCAUUCAAAUCGAACUCUAGAAGAAGCAACGCCUAUAGAGGAGUAGAUUCCCCCAAAACCGAACCUCCUAACCCUAAUCCUCUACCUCAAAAACAAAGAUUACGAAGGUCUUUAAGCGUCAACGCUGUCUCCCGAUCCACACAAAUCGACAUAUCUGAAUUCUUGAACAAAAGAGACAAUCCUCUUUACUGGGCAACCGGCGGUUCCCCUGCUGACAACCCUCAAACCCCGACACCGAUUGAUGUUGCAGGUGGUGGUGCCAUAGAAAUAGAAUCGUCUGGAGUUUCAAAGAGUUCGAAUGCGGUGGGGGGUGAGAGAGGUCGGUCAGUUAAAAGGAAUUCAGAUUUGAGAAAUGGUGGUCAAAAGGAGGAGAUUGGUGGUCGCCGGAGGAGUUUAUCUAGGGUGAACGAUAAUGGCAGCGGCAAUGGCAGGCGGGGCCGGUCAGUUUCCAGGGCCAAACUACCUUUUGGUGCUUCUGAGAGUGAAGUUGAACAAGAAUCAAGAAUACCAAUCACAUAUGGAGGCAGAAGUAGUUCUAUUCGGACAUCUAGUAGUAAUGGAAAGCUUCCUGUUAAUGGUGUCAAAGCAUUUGAGAAGAGGAGUUCCCAUCCAUCCCGCCACCCUUCAUUUGAUUCACAAGUCCCAAACUGGGAAGAUGGAAUCUCUACCAGCUCUUUAUCUGAAGCCGAAGAGAAAACAAUUAAAGCUGUCUAUGAACAGAUGAAGUCAUUUGAAGGGGAUAACUCAAGAGAAGACACUACAUCAACAUCAAGUGAAAUAUAUGAAACUGUGAGAUCUGAAGUGAGAAGGGCUAUUGCUGAUAUACAAGAUGACCUUCAACAUGCCAUCAGGAGGAACAAUACGGGUGCACUUGUGAGUACAGAUGUUAUGGAUAUAUCUCCCAAGUUGGUCAAAACGGGGGCUGUUGACUUAGUGUUGGACAUAAGAAGGGAAUAUGCCAAAGAACUUGAAGAGUCACAAGAACGUGCUAGAAAACUUCGAUCAGAUUUAGCCAUUGAGGAACAUCGCAAGCAAGAAUUAAGCAGAAUUCUCAAGGAGACACUUCCGGAACCCAAGACAUCUGUUUCUCAUAGAUCACGUGUAGGAAGAAAAAGUAGCAAUGAAAGAAAAAAGAUGUCAAAACGUUUGACGGAUGAAGCAAUGUCAUAUUUUGACGAGUGUGUUUCAAUAUCAACAUUUGAUAGUUCAGAUUUCUCAGCAGCAGAAGAUCCAUCUGUCAACUCAACAAUGGGUCCCACAACAUCCCUUCCCCAUAACACCAUUGAACCAAAGAUGAUUCAGAGGGACCCAGGAUCCGGUUCAAUGGCGGAUAGUGAAGUACUUGAAACCACGGAUACUCGAGAAUGGGAUGGGAAAUUUCGCUUCUCGUUUGGUCAAAAGUCAACUGAGAGCAUUGACAUGAAACAUGAUAUAAAAAAUUACAUCAAAACUUUUGAAAAAGAUACGGAUCUAAAUUCAAAAAGUUGUAGAACUAAUUGCAAUGUAGACGCGUAUGAAUAUGGUCAACUUGAGGUCAACGAGAGGUUGUUGUUUGACAAGGUUUUGUUUAAAACCCGACAAGCGUCCGGGAGUUUGCAUAUUUGUGGUGGAGUCGGUGUUCCGUUUUUACCAUUUUCUCAUCUUUUUUGAAGAUUGUAGAUAUUUAAUUGUAGGGGUUUUGGCUUUUCCUCGUGUUUAUAUCGAUAGAUUUUAUUCGUUAGGGCAUUGUGGACAGUUGUAUACAAUAUGAGAAAAUUUUAACAUGGUACACAGUUUUUCUUCUUU
This is a messenger RNA of Lactuca virosa, 1966 nucleotides long. Lineage: Eukaryota; Viridiplantae; Streptophyta; Magnoliopsida; Asterales; Asteraceae. The record is from the annotation of a GenBank genome assembly.